GACCUACUUAAAUGUCUUUUUUGACAGUUGUGAUUCGUAUGUUUUGUUUGGAUUUGCCGACAAAGACAACGUUCCCAGAUCUGCUGCCAGAAUUUCGACAAAUUGAACAAAAUGUUGCCGCUUUCUCUUCUUAAAACAGCCCAAAGUCAUCCCAUGUUGGUAGAACUUAAAAAUGGUGAGACAUACAAUGGACAUCUUGUGAGCUGCGAUUCAUGGAUGAAUAUAAACUUACGGGACGUCAUUUGUACCUCAAAGGAUGGAGAUAGAUUUUGGAGAAUGCCAGAAUGUUAUAUUAGAGGAAGCACUAUUAAAUACUUGCGUAUCCCAGAUGAAGUAAUUGAUAUGGUCAAAGAGGAUUCUCAGGUUAAGUCGAGAAAUCGCGCCGAAAUGAAUAAAAGUCGAGGGGGUGGUGGAGGUGGAGGAGCUAAUAACCAAAACCAACGCGGUCGCCCUGGCAACCGUAAUAACUUUGGCAACCGCAAUGUGGCAGGUGGACCGAACAGCGGUUCCAGGCCAACAUCACAAGGUAAUAGACCUCUUGCUUCCGGCGUUAAAAACAACAGAAAGCAAUAGUUUAAAUACAAUUAAUUGCUGUAAACUAGGUUUUAAGAAGUAGUUUUCAAAAAACAAAAAUAAAAACUGUAGCUUUUGGAGAAA
Messenger RNA from Eupeodes corollae, 657 nucleotides. Its product is annotated as U6 snRNA-associated Sm-like protein LSm4. Gene Ontology annotation, biological process: mRNA splicing, via spliceosome; nuclear-transcribed mRNA catabolic process; P-body assembly. NCBI's taxonomy places the organism in Eukaryota, Metazoa, Arthropoda, Insecta, Diptera, Syrphidae. Gene Ontology annotation, cellular component: spliceosomal tri-snRNP complex; P-body; U6 snRNP. The record is from RefSeq and is a predicted model, not a curated record. Gene Ontology annotation, molecular function: U6 snRNA binding. The transcript is spliced from 4 exons. Bases 112 to 573 code for a protein of 153 amino acids.